Messenger RNA from Hirsutella rhossiliensis, 1170 nucleotides. RefSeq names its product Cyclin-like F-box. Lineage: Eukaryota; Fungi; Ascomycota; Sordariomycetes; Hypocreales; Ophiocordycipitaceae. The record is from RefSeq and is a predicted model, not a curated record. The coding region runs from base 1 to 1170 and encodes 389 amino acids. The transcript has a single exon.
AUGGCGGGCCUCGAACCUACCGCCAUCACAUUCGUCCCCGGCAUCGAGCCCUUUGCGCUGACCCCGGUCAUCGAGGACAUGGUGAGGACGCGCUUCUGCGUCCCGGGCUCCGUCUUUCUGGUCGAGGGCAUCGAUGCCGUCCCUGUGACAAAAACAGGUCGAUGGCAGGCCAUUCGCAUCCUGCUCGGCGACGGCGAGCUCUGCGUCCAGGCGCUGUUGGACGGCGCGCUGCACCGCUUCGUGCAGACGGGAGAAGUGGCCGUCGGCUGCUACGUGCGCGUCCAGCAGUUUGAGCUCCGAUGGCGCAAUGCGGCGGGCGAGCUCGUGUCUGACGCGGGGCGAGACGGACGCAACAUGGCCUAUCUCGUGCUCCGAGACCUGGUAACGACUGGGUGGAACAAGACGGUUGCCGCCUUGUAUCGGAGCGAGGCCCCCUCAAAGGCCGUCUCGCCAGACGGCAGUGAGCCCACGGGAGAUGCGGAGCGCGAGGAUACGGGAACACCUGGAGAGACAAAGCUGGUAAAGUUGAUGAAGCCUCGCCAGGGCGACGUAGAAGCCGACGAGACCGAGGAUGCCGACCUGGCAGACGCCUUCGAUACCUUCGAGGCCCUCACAUUUCCCGUCAAGAAAGUGCCACCGCAGCCUGCAAAAUCUCGUCCUGUCCAAACCCACAGGCCUGCUGCGCAGAAGCCCACGCUGCCCAUCGCCCUCCCCCGGGACUGGCACGACCCGCAGACACCGCUCAAGCUCACGACGCUCCGCUCCAUCCCACACCUCCCCUACGCGCAGAACUGGUCGUGCAACGUGCUCGUCGUCGUGGCCACGCUGUCUCCCGUCGAGCCGUCGCAUCUGCCGCCGUACAAACAGCGGUCGGCGCGCAUCGUGGAUCCGUCGACGACCAAGCAGGUCCACCUGACCGUCUUCCUCGACCCGGACGAGUUUGCACCCGCCGUGGGCAGCGCCGUGCUGCUGACGGGCGUUAAGAACCACCGCUUCGACGGCGGGAGCCUCAAAAAAUACGCGAGCGACGGGCGUGGAGGCGUGCGCUGGUGGUUCGAGGAUCCCUGGGAGCUGACUUGGUGCGAUGUCGCCGGCAUCAAGCAAUGGUGGGCCGACAUGGAGGCUGCGCUGGCUCUUAGGGGCGGCGAGGCAGCGCAGGACAUGGAGUGA